AUGGUGAAGCCAAAGAAAAAAGCAACAGCACAAGAAAAAUUAGCCAAAGAUAGGCUACGAAAGAAGGAAAAAUAUGCAGAAAUCAAAAAAGAUCCUGAAAAAUACAGACUUGAAAAAGAGAAAGAAAGAAAGAAGUACCUUCUAAGAAAAGAAAAGAAAAAGAUUCUCAGCAUAGCAGAAAUGACUGACAGACAAAAAAGGGAGCAAAGGCGAAGAUGGCGAAAAAACUCAAGAAAAUAUUUGAAUAAAUUAAAGGAACAAAAGAAGAUAGAACGUGUUUUACUGGAAAACUCACCACCCACAAGCGAAAAUGAAGAAAUUGCGCAUAUAGCAGAUCCCGAUCCUUUGAUGGAAAUAGAAAAAACACCAAAGACAGUCAAUAGCAAAGCAACCCAAUCGAUCCAAGUAAAUUCAAGUGGUACAAGAAAAUUGCGAUAUAGAUCAAUGAAAGUAAUUUCUAAUUUAAAGAAAGAAAUAAAUAAACUAAAGAGAGAUAAGGAUAUGCUGAGGAGAACAAAUAAAAAAAGAGCGAGAAAUGCAGAGAGUAAAAAAUAA
Parnassius apollo (apollo) is the source of this 555-nucleotide messenger RNA. Lineage: Eukaryota; Metazoa; Arthropoda; Insecta; Lepidoptera; Papilionidae. The record is from the annotation of a GenBank genome assembly.